GUUGGAAAGACUUUCCGGAGUAAAAGAGGUAUUGAUGUCAUAGAUCGAAAUCUGCAAAGCAGUUCCAUUGGAAUAAUGGUGCGAAACGUUACAGCCAAGAGUAAAGGCAUCCACAAUUCCAGCCGGGGAUUAAUAAUCAUAGCUAAUUGUCCAAACAUUACUCAACUAAUCCGUCAGUACAUGGAGAAUGCAAGUAAUGCUGAAAACUCUAAUCCAGCUGAUAUUUCAACGAAUGACUUCAGUAAUUCUCAAAAAGAUGCAGUCAUCUAUAUUGUUGUUGUUCUUUUCUUCUACUCCUUUUUCAUUGGAUUUAUGAUGAUUCGGUACAUGCAAAAAGAAGCAAAAGAGCAACAAGAAUGCAAAAAAUACAGAAGAUACAUAAAUAUGGCUCAAGAUCAGUAUCUGGCAUCCAUGAACAGAGCAAGAUUGGCAAACAGACUUGCAUUACAGGCAUUAAAUACAGUGAAUGCUAUUCCUCAAACUUCUCAAUAUGGAAGCAAAGUCACAUUUGUAUGACUAAAUAAUAUAAAGUA
Messenger RNA from Stegodyphus dumicola, 533 nucleotides. RefSeq lists its product as uncharacterized. Gene Ontology annotation, molecular function: voltage-gated potassium channel activity. Gene Ontology annotation, cellular component: membrane. NCBI's taxonomy places the organism in Eukaryota, Metazoa, Arthropoda, Arachnida, Araneae, Eresidae. Gene Ontology annotation, biological process: monoatomic ion transport. The record is from RefSeq and is a predicted model, not a curated record.